AUGAAUUCCUGGUAUCAGGUUGAAUUUGCCUGUAGUGGUUAUUACAAUGCCAAGUGUCUUACUGCAGCUCUUCAGAAGAUCGAACAGAAUAUGAUUCCUGGUGCUAGUAUCGUGGUCAAUCGUAUCGAUGUGAACUCCCGAGCUAUGGGACGGCAGAUCCUAUUUCUCCAGCAGCUACGUUCCACAGGUCUUCCGGUUGAAUAG
Molecule: messenger RNA, 204 nt
Organism: Tuber melanosporum (Perigord truffle)
Lineage: Eukaryota; Fungi; Ascomycota; Pezizomycetes; Pezizales; Tuberaceae
Exons: 2
Coding region: 1-204 (67 amino acids)
Biological process (GO): long-chain fatty acid biosynthetic process
Cellular component (GO): fatty acid synthase complex
Source: RefSeq, a predicted model, not a curated record